Pseudo-nitzschia multistriata is the source of this 3014-nucleotide messenger RNA. The record is from the annotation of a GenBank genome assembly. NCBI's taxonomy places the organism in Eukaryota, Bacillariophyta, Bacillariophyceae, Bacillariales, Bacillariaceae.
GCUCUUGUUCCAAAUCGGUGAAGCGCGUCACGAUCAGGUGGUGUCACGACCGAACUGUUUCCAUCACCGAUCACUCCUCCCUUCUUUCGAUUGUACCGGUAGAACCACUUGCUCUCAUAAUUGCAUUUGGACUUCUCGUGUUGAUUGUUGAUGCCAACGAAGUUCUGAUUUUCGAUGCUGCCGAGGUCAUUCUUCGUGCCACAAAAUCAAUCACCUGAAUUCAGAACAACCAUUGACAACAAACAAGCUGAAGAAUAUUUUUUAUCGACCUACCCACGAAAGAUCCACCGCUAUCCACUGCUAUCCACCUCUAGAUCACGAUGCUACGAAAAAUUGCCACCAGCCGAAUGGUGUCGUCGACCCUGGUCCGAGAGUCGCGAAAGGCUGUCGUUUCAUGGAUGCCCCCGGCGUCUACGCGAAACAUGUCGACGACAACGGUCGCCAGGGCGUUUCCUUCGACGAAUGCAUUUCAUUCCGUUCGAUUCCAAUCUUCUGCUGCUUCAGUGGAUAUGGAAGAAAGCACCACCGCAGCUGCACCUCUCACCACCAACCAUGCGAACGAAACCCGAGCCCCAAAAUUUGUCCCAACGCCCGACCGAAAAUACGAGUUCUUCGCCAACGUCGAGUUCACUCCAGAAGGUAUAGCUGUGAUCCGAUUCGAUUGUCCAAAGAAGGUCAACUCGAUUAGCUUUGCGCUUUCGGAGGAGGCCAAACAGUUGUGGGCAAACGAAAUUGAACACAAUUCUGGCGUCAAGGCCGUCGUUUUUUCGUCUGCCAAACCAGAUAUGUUCAUUGCCGGUGCGGACAUUUUUGAUAUCAAACAAGUAGAAAACAAGGAAGACCUCGUGGAUUUGAUCGAAGAAGGAAUGAAUUUCUUCAAACACAUGCGAACGAAGAAAGUCCCAUUAGUUGCGGCUAUCGACGGGCCCGCUCUGGGCGGAGGACUGGAAUGGGCCAUGUGGUGCGACUAUCGUGUCUGUUCAAAUUCCUCUAAAACAAAGGUGAGAAUGAUGUGUCGGAAACACUGCUAAUCCGGAUUUUCACUUAUAUAACGCAAUGCAUCCCGAACGAUUCACCUGCUGACACGACUGUCUCGUUCGAAUUUUGCUUUCUCGCGUCGUCCUACCCUCUGCAUCAUACUACGCAAUUCAAAGCUUGGCUUGCCAGAAGUCAAGCUUGGACUGCUCCCCGGGUUUGGUGGAACCCAAAAUCUCCACGAGCUUGUCGGGCUUCAAAACGCAAUGGACAUGAUGCUGACGGGCAAGGACAUCCGCCCAGACAAAGCCAAGAAGAUGGGGCUCGUGGAUUUGGUCGUUGCUCCACAGUCUGUCGAAAAAGACGCUAUCCAAAGCGCAGUCGACAUUGUCAGUGGAAAGAUCAAACCCAAGAGAAAACCAAAAUCCUGGAUGAACCGGCUCUUGGAGGAUACAUCAAUUGGACGAAAAAUCAUCUGGAGCCAAAUCGAUAAAAUGGUGCAGAAAAACACGAAUGGAAAAUACCCCGCACCGAAUGCUAUAAUUCGAUGCGUACAGCAUGGUAUAUCCAACCCAGCCACAAAGUUCGAGAACGAGCGCAAAGAGUUUGCGAAGCUUGCGGCAACGAAGGAAUCGGAAGCUCUCAUUGGAAUCUUUGAUGGAAUGACCCAGAUGAAGAAGAAUCCUUUCCAAAGCAGUGCCGCAGCUCCUGUAGACACGGUAACGGUCAUGGGUGCCGGUCUCAUGGGGGCGGGCAUUGCGCAAAUCACUGCCGAAAAGGGCAUGUCGGUAUUGCUCAAGGACCGCGACGACGCGGCCAUCGAACGCGGCGAGUCCUACAUGAGAGGUAAUUGGGACAAAAAAUUGAAGCGCAGGCGCAUGUCGAAAUUCCAACACAACCUGAAUACCUCCAACGUGGUUGGUUUGACCGACAAUAGCUCCAAUUUGGAGAAACAUUUCGGGAAAGUGGAUAUGGUAAUCGAAGCCGUGUUUGAAGACCUGGACCUUAAAAAGAAAAUAGUCGCCGACGUAGAACGAUUGGCGCCAGACCAUUGUGUGUUUGCAACCAAUACCUCAGCAAUUCCCAUCGGUGCAAUUGCCGAAGGCUCGAAACGUCCCGAAAAUAUUAUCGGCAUGCAUUAUUUUUCACCGGUGCCAUCCAUGCCUCUGUUGGAAAUAAUCCCACACGAAGGAACAAGCGAAACAACCAAGGCUACGGCGUUUGAUGUCGGAACAAAACAAGGCAAGACCUGCAUCGCUGUCAAGGACGUCCCUGGAUUUUAUGUAAAUCGUUGCCUAGGGCCAUUUCUUGUGGAGGUCAGCGCUUUGGUGUGCGACGGUGUUUCUCUGGAUAAGCUAGACAAAUCUGUGAAAAAUUUUGGCAUGCCAGUCGGUCCAGUGACACUAGCCGACGAGGUCGGCAUUGAUGUCACGUCCCACGUGGCUAGCUUCCUGUCCAAUGCAGAUUUGGGCGUUCGCAUGGAUGGUGGAAACAUUGAUCUCAUGAAGAACAUGAUCGGGAAGGGAUGGCUUGGCAGAAAAUCGGGGCAAGGCUUUUACACGUACGACAAAAAGAAGAAAGGAAAGACUGUAAGUCCAGAAGUGAAGGCAUAUUUGGACGAGUUUGUCACGCAGGAUUUGAACCUUGAUGAAAGCGAAAUCCAGAACAGAAUAAUCUCGAGGUUUGUGAACGAAGCCGCAAAAUGCCUGGAGGACGAAAUCAUCGAAAACCCGGUAGUGGGCGAUAUUGGUCUGGUGUUUGGCACAGGGUUUGCUCCAUUCCGUGGUGGACCCUUCCGGUACUUGGAUCAAGUUGGCGUUUCGGGGUAUGUUGACAUGAUGAAUGAAUUCGCCGACAAAUACGGACCUCAGUUUGAACCCUGCCAAUUAUUGAAGGACUAUGCCAUCACAGACAAGAAGUUUCACUUAGAUUGAUCAUUCCACGGGAACUGUCCAGAAUAAUUUGGGAGGAUUGAGAACAUCUAUUUUUCCACCUGAUUUCAGAUUUUGUACAGAUUAUAAUAUAUUAUGAGUAAGAAG